Molecule: messenger RNA, 3613 nt
Organism: Haliotis rufescens (red abalone)
Lineage: Eukaryota; Metazoa; Mollusca; Gastropoda; Lepetellida; Haliotidae
Product: glycoprotein-N-acetylgalactosamine 3-beta-galactosyltransferase 1-like
Exons: 6
Coding region: 1-1251 (416 amino acids)
Cellular component (GO): membrane
Molecular function (GO): N-acetylgalactosaminide beta-1,3-galactosyltransferase activity
Source: RefSeq, a predicted model, not a curated record
AUGGCCUUCAUCAACAGGCUAGUCAACGCCAUGUACAGGAGCUGUGUGGCUGUAGUGGCCACACCAGGUACUGAUUUUGAACCCCCCAGCUGUGAUGUCUUCUGGUGCCUCCCCAAAUUCACAAUUCGCAAAAACAUUCCCCAGACUGUUAAUUUCAUUCACCACAACAUGAAAACAUGGCUCUUUAGAAGAUUCCAUAAUCCUCGUGCGAAAUGGUGGAGCAUACCAUCUUUGGUAAUUGUCGCGCUCCUGUAUGUGUGCUAUGUGUGUCGGAGAGAACAACCACAAGCCAUCCGAAACACAUCAGACCUUACAUGGAGAAAUGCUAGUUUGCGGAACAUCCUGGUUAAUAACACAAUUUCCGGAGAAUUACAGAAACGAGUACGGAUCUUAUGUGUUGUCCCAACAACGAUCCAGAACGAACAUACGAAAGUCCAUGCAGUGAAUGCGACGUGGGGGGCAAGAUGUAACAAACUGCUGUUCGUGUUUGUUGCCCACCAUUCCAAGUUCAAUCAUAUAUCAUUGGACGUCCUCGACGGUCGCGAUCAUCUGACAGCCAAAACUAUGCAAGCUUUGGAAACGGUUUACAAGGAAUACGGUGAUGCCUACGACUGGGUCCUGAAAGCGGACGACGACAGUUAUGUGAUCAUGGAAAAUCUACGUUUUCUUUUAUCAAAAUUUUCCCCACUUGAACCGGUUUACAUUGGUUAUCAUUUUAAGGUUUUGGUUCACAAUGGUUAUAUGAGUGGGGGCGGAAGUUAUGCUAUUAGUAAGAAAGCUCUACGCUUGCUUGUUGAGAAAGGCUUUGGAGAGGAUGAACCUUGCGCUAAAGACGGUAACGAUGAGGAUGUGGAUGUUGGUCGCUGUAUGGAGACGAUAGGCGCCAAAGCCUACGUGUCUUAUGACAAGUUUGGAAGAGACACAUUUCACCCUCAACGAAUUGAACAGCACAUAAUCGGUCCUUUACCAUGGUAUCUCAAAGUGUAUCCGGCUCACCCAGUCCAAGCAGGUCCGGAGUGCUGCAGUCAGUUAUCCAUCAGCUUCCAUUACGUCUCGUACCACCUGAUGUACAUCAUCGACAUCCUCCUCUACAGGAUCACCGUCUACGGCAACUACGACCCCCCAAUAGGAGACUUUGAGGAUAUGUUUUUCAAAAGAGUAUCAGAAAUACAACAUAAAACCAAAGAUGAGGUUUUCGCAAAUUAUAUUCCAGAGGAUAUUCCAGACUUCGUACCACAAGAACUUGAAUAAUCCAAGCCAAAAGAGUAACCAGUUUGAACAGUAUUGUAGUUAUAUCAUGGCGUAUCAGAAUGAAGUAGGAAGAAAAACAAAGGUGACUUCGGUGGAAGCGUCGUCAAUACUUCAUGGAUUUGAACACCCUACGUUCCUUCAUCCCCGGUGUAUUCAUAAGGCUGCUAUUCCCUAUAACAAUGAUGCGUGUCAAUUCUAUUCAGGUAAUGAAAUGGGGAUAUGUGUAACUCAUUGAAUUCCCUAUAACAAUGAUGCAUGUCAAUUCUAUUCAGGUAAUGAAAUGGGGAUAUGUGUAACUCAUUGAAGUUAAAUGAACCCCAAUUACGUGCAUAAUAACUAUUAUGGCUGGGCCGAGUCAAGAAUUACUACCCGGGUACCCACCCCCUACUACCCGACCCUCCCCGGAUACACACUGUAGGCCUCAAGAGAUAGGUACAAAAUGUCCGAUUGGGAAUCUUUUUACUAUAACCCUGGCAAAACUUAUUGAGACACAUGAAUUAAACAUUCUGGUCAUGCAUACACUGAAGUUGACUUAAGUUAUAUCUUUAUUCAACCAUAUUAAAAGUCAGAUGGAAUGGGUGCAUAUUUUUUGUCAUUAAACAAUGUUCUGUGGGUACCCGGGUCCUACUCAGUAGCCACCCAAAUAAAAUAACAUAUUGUAGGCUUCUUGGGGGUCCUCAUGAUAUUGAUAAUAUUUUACACCAGUAUCCAACACUAUGAACAAGUGAGUUUAUAUACAUUGGAUAUCGGCCACAUUCACCAUAAACUAUAGCAUUUGGUAUAUGUGGUCCUUUUUGUAAGAAGUUUUUAUAAGCCAGUAAGUGUAUUGUCUCUGCGCUCUCAGAUCUAUUGAUCCCCCAAAUUUCAGAUGAUUUCAAAAGAAUCGGACUAAUCUGACAAUCAAAUAAGGUUGAGAACACUUUGGGGGCAGUAGUUGAUAUUGUUCUUGUUGUCGUAAGUAACUCAAAUGAAGCCUUUUUGGCACGUAGGACUAGAUCAGCAACAUAUUAACUGAGGCUAUACUUACAAGUGAAGACUAAUCCUAUAUAUCGAUAAGUAUUAACAACCUCUAAAACUUGACCUCUAUAACACCAAACUUUAGCUUUAACUGAUACGUUUCCUCCUCUUCUAAACACAAUAACAUUUGAUCUGUGCAAGUUAACAGUCAUUCCCCACUUAUCUGCAUGUGUAUCUUAAAUAUUUAUCUGACGCUGUAAACCACAUAUAGUAUCAGAAACGACAAUUACAUCAUCAGCAAAUAACAACAUUAAUACUUCUACUAUAUCUGGAAAGAGUAGAAUCCCAUGAGUUCCAUUUGCCGUAACAUCUGUAGCUAAUUCUUUUAUUAAUAAUGUGAAUAGCACAGGGAUCAGCAUACAUCCUUGUCUUAAAGCCUUUGCCCUAUUUUCUGUUGGCACUCACGUUGCCAGUAUCUACAGGUACUCUUGUAUUUGUUUCUCAACUUAAAAUAUUGUAUUCUGCUUGAAGAACACUUGUCAUUUUUUAAGUGUAUUGAACUACGCUUGGCUUCCAUCUAUGCUAUGUGACAGUCCGGUCCAUAAAAAUCAAACUUUCUGGAAUUAAUGACAACUUUCUUGUUAAUACAUUGCGCUGAUCUAUAUAUACAACUGACAAACAUGUCUAAAGCUUCAUUAACUUCUCUCUCUAUAUAUAAUAUUAACAAAGUCUGUAACAUAGUGUUUUAGGGCCAUCAUGGUGGCUAUAAAAGUGUCAGCAUGCAACUUAUUCCAGCCAUACUUUACAGGACAUGGUAUGUUUUCUACUGGUAUGAUAUCCUUUACAAUAUCUUUGAAAUAUAAGACUACGGGCAUAUGCUUGCUCUCAAUUCUGUUAUCUACUGUUAUGUUUUUGUAGUAGCUAAAAAGUUCAACAGAGGAAAUGAAAUAAUCCAUGCCACUACAUCCUUGUUCAGAGAUGUAAGUUAAAGAACCACCACUAUCUCCGGCAACACGACUACUGAGUAUAUCUAAUCUAAAUAUAAAGCAAAAAUUUAAAAGUAAAUUGACAAAUCUAUUUACACAACCAUGACAUGAAUAUUUCUCACGGGCUCAUCUUCUGGAGCUCGGGCUCAUCUUGAAAAAAAAUCUCUGAUCGCUUCAUUAUGUACAAAAACAGGAGGCUGAUUUCCACAGCCGACUCCGGCGUUAAAAUCCCCCACAACUGAAUAUGAGCGUCUGCAUCAAUGCUUUGACUAUCAUACAACCACUGCUCUAAACGUUCUAAUAACAUCGGGUCCCUUGUAACACUAUCCUAUGUCGACCAACAAGAAGGAGCAUGCGCUACUAUCAGUAGGAGAUCUUUAUCUAUAUCAUCGUGCAAUAAGGCAUGAUUGACUUCUUAA